AUAUAUUUAUGUAAUAUUUUAACAAUAUUUAGGCUACUUUUGCGCUGCAAGAAUAAUUUUAAGUUUCCUCUUUUUUAUAUAUUUACUAUCUGGUUUUUAUUCACUUUAAGGCGAUCCUGAUUUGUUUGAAAAGUUAACAUGUAGAUCCGAAUCCAACAAUCUGUUCCUGAAAAACCUUUGGACUGUCGGUUGCGAAGGGGCGUGGCCGGUGGUCCUGGCAGUCCUGACUCAGGGCGUAGAGAGCUCCUCGUUUCACCUGCCGCGGUCCUCCAGGUUAAUGGGUAAACUUCCUCCACCGUCACCUUCCUGCUGAUGCGUCCAGCCCCCGUUUCGCUGUCAGAGACUUGAUGCCCUCCGUCCUCGUAUUUGUGAGACCGACGCAGAAACGUCAAACGGUCCGAACGCACAGAGUCCGGCAGAGAGAUCCCGCAUUUCAACCGAGCAAGCCGUCCUACUUCCCCGCGAGAGUUCAUGCCGUGGGAUGGACCGCUACAGGUAUUUCAUCUUCAACCAAAAGGGCGUUCUGAUCCUGGGCAUCCUCCAGAUCGCCUGCGCGGGUCUGUGCGUGGUGUGCGGCUGCAUGGACGCCGCUUUCCGCAAAAGCACGCCGCUGAGCCGCAGCAGGACGCCGCUGUGGGGAGGACUGAUCAUGGCCUCUCCGGGGGUUUUGGCUCUGUUUGCCUCCCAAAGGAAAAAUUCAGUCCUGGUGAGUGCGAUGCUCGUGGCUGCUGGGUUGUCCUGUGUGGCUUCGGUGGUCAUAUCGGGUUACUGUGGACUGACUCUCACCUACGGCGAGGAAGAUGAAGAUGUGUUCCACCACUUGAACACUGCAGAAGCGACCGUUGUUCUUCAUCGGAUGGUGAAGGGCGCCAACUCCACCAUCAUCCUCACCUGUGUGAUCAGCCUACUUCUCUCGUCUCUCAUCGCCUUCGUGGGCUGUCGCAGUCUCCCCUUUUGUGGUUGCUAUGACAACCGAACCGGACUGGAAACCCUGGUUCCUCAGAGCGACUCUGGAGACACAGAGAUGGUUUGCAGGUGGCAGGCAGGAGGCGACGACAGGAUCUUCAAUUCUCCAGCUCAGCCAGUUUACAGAGACGCACAGGAGGAGGAGGAGGACGCCGCCUCCAGAGCGCCGCCCUACAGCAGGAUGGCCUGACGCCUCCGGGUUGGACGCGCUGCUUCCUGAAGCUGCGAAAACGUGAACCAUAUUUCAAAUACGUAUCCAUGUAAUUCAUGUGUUUGACCCCCGUUUUUUGUCGCGUUUACGCAUUUAUCGUUGGUGUUUUUCAUAAAUAAAAGCAGGUUUUUUUU
This is a messenger RNA of Oryzias latipes (Japanese medaka), 1311 nucleotides long. RefSeq lists its product as uncharacterized. Gene Ontology annotation, cellular component: membrane. NCBI's taxonomy places the organism in Eukaryota, Metazoa, Chordata, Actinopteri, Beloniformes, Adrianichthyidae. The record is from RefSeq and is a predicted model, not a curated record.